This is a messenger RNA of Daldinia vernicosa, 771 nucleotides long. RefSeq lists its product as uncharacterized. NCBI's taxonomy places the organism in Eukaryota, Fungi, Ascomycota, Sordariomycetes, Xylariales, Hypoxylaceae. The record is from RefSeq and is a predicted model, not a curated record. The transcript has a single exon. The coding region runs from base 1 to 771 and encodes 256 amino acids.
AUGCACGCCCUCACUCUUGUUCUAUUCAUUGCGCCGGCCGCCAUGGCCGUGACGCCACGAGCGCGAGAAGGUCUGCCGAAGAGCUUCGCCCAAUCCAAGCUCAUCAACGUCUUUGCAACUUGCGGUGCAGGCCGCGUCCAGUGCGAGAAUGGAUGCAUGCCUAUCGACGCUGUAUGCUGCAACGACAACAGCGACGAGUACUGCCGCAAUGGCUACUACUGUGUCCCUAAUGCAUGCUGCCCUGAAGGGAAAUUAUGCAGCGGAUCCAGCGACGGCGAAGCCUCAUGUGAUAUCGGUGAGACUGAGUGCAACGGCCUAUGCAUGCCCUUGACUGGGACAUGCUGCGGUGACGGACUCCAUUAUUGUCCCGAUUUCGGCACGUGUACCAGUGAUGGAUAUUGCUGUGAUGUUGGCGACGAUUGCGAUGACGAUAGCAGCAGCUUCCCGAGCUCUAGCAGCAGUUCUACAGCGGAUGAUGACUUUACUUCCACUACUAGCCGUACGACAACAGCGACAGCAACCUUUACCGUCGAUCCCGAAAGCUCGUCCAGCACAAGCAGCGACACUAGUAGCGACACUACCAGCGAUACUAGUAGUGAGGAGACUUCGAGCAGCUCAUCUACCACCGUAGACUCGAACACUGAAGCGCCCGUCACCCCUGCUCCUACCGCCGUCGUCACUACAACCGUAUCGCAGCAGGCGGGGGGCAUCUUCACAGCCGACGGCAAAAUCGCCGCCGGUCUUGCCGUCGUUGCCGCGUUGUUAGUUUAA